AUGAAAAAGAGAUCCAACACCAACGUUAAAGCAGCUCCUGCUGUGGUUAAGGCUACGACGCCUUUGAAGAAGGUUAAGAGAGCAACUCCUGCUGUGGUUAAGGCCACGACGCCUAUGAAGAAGGUUAAGAGAGAGGCGGAAGAUGAUGUGGAGAACCAUAAGAAAGACGUGACUGAGAAGGAACAAUCUGUUUCGAUGGAGAUCUCAUCGAGUCUUUCGAAUAAUGGAGUUGCUGCAGCUGUUAAAACUGGCUCCGUAAAAGCCGAGGCAGAAAGCAGUUCGUCUGAUGACAAAUCAUCUUCUGAUGAUGAGCCUGCCGAGAAAAAGGCUGAAGAAGGUACCAAGACUCCUAAAGAGGAAAGCACUAGUGAUGAUUCUAGCGAGGAAACUGAUGAAAAGAUUGAUACUCGUUUUGGCCCUGCUCGUGGUCUUUAUGUCGGUGGUCGUUUUCGCGGUGGUCGCUGUGGCGGUCGUCGCCAAUGUUGCGCUUGUUGA
Microthlaspi erraticum is the source of this 495-nucleotide messenger RNA. NCBI's taxonomy places the organism in Eukaryota, Viridiplantae, Streptophyta, Magnoliopsida, Brassicales, Brassicaceae. The record is from the annotation of a GenBank genome assembly.